Messenger RNA from Galeopterus variegatus (Sunda flying lemur), 1509 nucleotides. RefSeq names its product zinc finger protein 501-like. The record is from RefSeq and is a predicted model, not a curated record. Gene Ontology annotation, cellular component: nucleus. NCBI's taxonomy places the organism in Eukaryota, Metazoa, Chordata, Mammalia, Dermoptera, Cynocephalidae. The transcript has 3 exons.
AUGGCCUUUGAAUGUCAGUGGAGAGAUUAUGAAAGAAAUUACAAAGGAGUGCCCAUGACCCUAAAAGAAAGUCUCACUGGUAGAAGAGGUCACUAUGUUAGAAAGCAUGCAGGAAAAAUGCUUAAUAAGACUCAGCUUGGGUUUAGCUUUCAGUCACACCUGCCUGAGCUGCAGCUGUCUCAGUCUGAAUGGAAAGUUUAUGAAUGUAAUCAAAUUGAGAAGUCUAUGAAAAAGGGUUUUUCAGUUUCACCAGUUCAAGGAAUUUGUUCCAAUGUCAAAGCUCUCAUUUCUAAAAAAUAUGGGAAUGACUUUAUUUAUUCUUCAUCACUCACACAAGGACAAAAAGCAAACACUUGGGAAAAACCUUACACGUGUAAUGAAUGUGGCAAGGAUUUCAGUCGUCUUUCACACCUUGUAAGUCAUCAGGUAAUCCACACUGAAGAAAAACCUUAUAAAUGUCAUGAAUGUGGCAAGUUCUUCAGUUAUCCUUCAAGCCUUACAAAUCAUCAGAGAGUUCAUACUGGAGAGAAACCUUACAAGUGUAAUGAAUGUGGCAAAGUCUUCACUCAAAAUUCAAAUCUUGCAAUGCAUUGGAGAAUUCAUACUGGAGAGAAACCUUACAAGUGUAAUGAGUGUGGCAAAGCCUUUUGUACACAUUCAAAGCUAACUACCCAUUGGGUAAUCCAUACUGGAGAAAAUCCUUUCAAAUGUGAUGAAUGUGGCACGGUCCUCAGUAAUUCUUCAAGCCUUGCAUAUCAUCGGAGAGUUCAUACUGGAGAGAAACCUUACAAGUGUAAUGAAUGUGGCAGAGUCUUCACUCAAAAUUCACAUCUUGCAAAGCAUCAGAGAAUUCAUACUGGAGAGAAAUCUUACAAGUGUAGUGAGUGUGGCAAAGCCUUUGGUGUGCGUUCAAGCCUAACUGCCCAUCAGGUAAUCCAUACUGGAGUGAAACCAUAUACAUGUCACAAGUGUGGCAAAUCCUUUCUUCAGCGUUCAUGCCUUGCUACCCAUCAGAUAAUCCAUACUGAACAGAAGCUUUACAAAUGUCAAGAAUGUGACAAGGUCUUUAGUUGCAAUUCACACUUUAGACAACAUCAGAGAAUUAAUACUUGAGAGAAAUCUUACAAAUGGAAUGACUGUGGCAAACUCCUCAUCAUGGGUUCAAGCAUUAAUCUGCAUCAGAAGGUCCAUACUGGACAAGAACCUCACAAAUGCAAUGAAUGCAGUAAGGCUUUUAUUAAACAUUCAUGUUUCUGGAGUCAUAAGAGGAUUUAUAGUGCAGAGAAUCCAGACAAAGGUAGUGAAUGUGGAAAGAACUUUAAUCAAAUGACGGAUGCAGAGGGCGAUAGUGGCAGCGGGAAGACUAGACAGGAUGUGCUGGAACCCACGUUCACUGCCGUGUUUGAAGACCCAGCUCAAAUGGGUCUCAUGUUACCUGGUUUUAAAAGUCAGCCUGGUUUCCGCAGACAGAGCGAGCGUCUCCUUCCUGCAUCCACACUGUCCCCUUAG